Molecule: messenger RNA, 762 nt
Organism: Pogona vitticeps (central bearded dragon)
Lineage: Eukaryota; Metazoa; Chordata; Lepidosauria; Squamata; Agamidae
Source: RefSeq, a predicted model, not a curated record
AACAAAACAUUUUGAAUAAACAGAAACUUGCAUCUCCCGGAGCAGAUUGCUAGAGAUUCUUAUCAGGAAAUGAAGAUCCAUUGGGGACUGAUGGUGCUGCUCAUUUAUGGUGUUUUGAAAGCUGACGGGAGCCUUUUGGAAUUUGGACACAUGAUCCGAAAACUCACUGGGAAAACAGCGUUCCCGUACUACACCAGUUACGGCUGUUACUGUGGCCUGGGUGGAAAAGGACAGCCACGGGAUGCCACCGACAGCUGCUGUUUCGCCCACGACUGCUGUUACGGAAAGCUGAAAGACUGCCACACGAAAACAGAGAGAUACAAUUACACCAUUGAAGGUGGAAAUGUCACAUGUGGAAAUGGGAGCCAGUGUGAGACCCAGAUUUGUGAAUGUGACAAGACAGCUGCCGUCUGCUUCCGAGACAAUCUGGACUCGUACAACAAAAAAUACAUCUUUUACCCCGACACCCACUGCACAGAAAAAACUAUGCCAUGCUGAGUACUGUUUGGCAAAGUUACUCUUUUGAAGUGUCAUUUCCAGAACUCCUAUAUGCUCAGCCACAGAGUGUUGGCCAUGUUGUGAUGCUCUGCUUAUCAAACUUUAACUCCCCAUCAAUCCAGCCAUCAGACACCAAAGAUCACAGAUGGUCUGAGUGCAGAUCCUUGAGUGGUGAAGGUGCCCUCAGAGUUUGAUAUUUUAUCCUCUGGCUGAGACCCGUUGCCAUGUUUUUAACGAAAAUAAACAUGUAUGUAUUCAGAUAAA